AUGAUAUACGAGGUUCCGACUCAUCGUGAACUUUCCUUCUCCACACUAUUGACGAAAAUGGAGCUUUCUUCCAGUACCCCCCUGCAGAUGUGGGAUGUGUUUUGCCUGGCCCACAACCAGAGCACUGCAGUUCUCGAGUGUUCUCUCUCUUCUCCCACGACGUAUUUUUGGUAUCGUAAGGCUCUUGACAUCACAGACUCCAUCGAGGACCCCGUGACCUUUAACCCCAUGAUGACAGGGUGUCUGCUGGCUGCCUGGACCAUAGUGUGCCUGGCCAUGAUCAAGGGGAUCCAGUCUUCAGGGAAGAUCUGGCUCGACGUGCAGGUGUGGCGCCAGGCUCUCACGCAGGUCUUCUUCGCUCUGGGACUCGGGUUCGGGAGCCUCAUCGCGUACUCCAGCUACAACCCGCGCGGGAACAACUGCCACCGCGACGCCAUCCUCGUCUCCAGCGUCAACUUCCUCACCUCGCUGCUGGCAUCGCUCGUUGUGUUCGCUGUGCUGGGGUUCCGCGCCCACGCCCUCGCCCAGAACUGCGUGCAGCGGAACGUGCUACAGUUGUCCCAGUUGCUGUUGAAUGGCUCAUUGUCCCAGGAGCUGGCUCCCCAGUUCAAUGUCACUGGAGGAGAGGUGUCAGUGAGCCAGUACAGGCACUGGUUUGAGCAGCAGGGGGCGCUGCUGCAGGCAGGGUUGCUGGAGCCCUGCGACCUGCAGGAGGAGAUGAGCAAGGGUGUGGAAGGCACCGGUCUCGCGUUCAUUACCUUCACUGAGGCGAUGGCUCUCUUCCCAGCCUCUCCGUUCUGGUCCUUCCUGUUUUUCCUGAUGCUGUUGAAUCUGGGAUUGAGCACGAUGUUCGGAACGAUGCAGGGAAUCCUCACCCCGCUGAUCGACCACUUCUCUGCUCUGAGGAAGAGACGCAGCCUCUUCACAGUGUGUUCCUGUGUGCUGGGGUUCCUGUUAGGGAUGACGUUUGUUCUUCGCUCCGGUAGUUAUUUUGUCUCGAUGUUUGAUGAUUACUCUGCGACCCUGCCUCUGGUCAUCGUCGUUCUGUUUGAGACAGUCGGGGUGUGCUGGGUCUACGGGACAGAGCGGUUUAUGAAUGAUAUUGAAGGCAUGCUUGGUUGGAGACCCCCUAUUCUCUAUAAGUUUCUCUGGCAGUUUGUUUGUGUCGCUUCGCUGGUGGUGCUUCUGCUGGCCAGCCUGAUCCAGAUGUGUGUGCAUUCUCCGACCUACCGGGCCUGGGACCAGGAGAAGGCUGUGGAGGUGUCCCGGGACUAUCCUGGCUGGGGUUUAGGAAUGCUGGUUGGCCUCAUCCUGCUGGCCAGUCUCCCGAUCCCGGUCCUGUUUCUCCAGGAGUUGAUCCGCGAGAGAGGGGACCCCGAGCAGCCAGCCUCCCUGAGGUGCCCGCCCCCCGAAACACACAGCAACAGCGGUCCGGAGCCCCACGUAGCCCAGCUAUUGGAGCAAAGCCGUCGGGGGGCCGGUGCCCGGCACAAUGACUUCCUCUCAUUGGAGGAGGAGGAGGAGUACAGGCUCCUCCCACGGGAAGAGGAGGGGCUUGAGGAGUACAGGCUCCUCCCACGGGAAGAGGAGGGGCUUGAGGAGUACAGGCUCCUCCCACGGGAAGAGGAGGGGCUUGUAGAGUACAGGCUCCUCCCACAGGAAGAGGAGGGCCUUGAGGUGGAAGGGAGCUUUCAGAGGACGGCCACUACAGGAUUAUAGACACACCCAGAGAGGGGGAAAAAAAGGGAAAUGUGUUUAUUUGCCAAUAAUAUAUUUCUAUAUAUAUAUUUUUGUAUUUAUAAAUCUCCUUGACGCUGAAAGAACUACAAACAUGGAGCCUGGCAGCUUGGGUUUUCUGUCCGUGCCACCAUAUUGAUUGUAGUUUUUAUUACAGCUGUUGUGCUGUGUUGGGUUUGUAGCCAACUGGACAUUCAAACAGUAAGAACUACAAACAUGGUGGCCAGAUAUAUAAGGGCUUCUGUUAGUGCCGCCAUGUUUGUAGUUUCUAACUGCCUUGGACUGUUGUUUAGCUCAGCAGGACUACAAACUUGGCAUCCGUCUGCUGUGUUUUCAGUGGGUGCAGCCAUCUUGAGUGUAGUUUAUUAUUGUAUUUACUAAACUCUGCCCUCUAGUAGAUUAGAGUCCAGAAGAGACUGAGAGAGAAAGUCAAGUUAGCAGAGAAACAUUUCAACGCCUUCGUCAUCCAGAACUGCACUGGAUCAGAAACUCCAAACCAGAAGAGACUGAGAGAGAAAGUCAAGUUAGCAGAGAAACGUUUUA
This is a messenger RNA of Polyodon spathula (Mississippi paddlefish), 2280 nucleotides long. RefSeq names its product sodium-dependent neutral amino acid transporter B(0)AT2-like. The record is from RefSeq and is a predicted model, not a curated record. The transcript is spliced from 9 exons. Gene Ontology annotation, biological process: sodium ion transmembrane transport. Lineage: Eukaryota; Metazoa; Chordata; Actinopteri; Acipenseriformes; Polyodontidae. Gene Ontology annotation, cellular component: membrane. The coding region runs from base 1 to 1719 and encodes 572 amino acids.